AUGAAUGCAGCUGUUCGUUUAAAUCAAGUGAUUCUGGAAUAUUCAACAGAAAGUCAAUUAGUUUUGCUUUCAUUACCAAAACCACCAAAAUCGAUUCAAUCUUUAGUAGAGAAUUACUUAGCCUAUGUUGAAGCUUUAACUGAAGGUCUUCCAAGAAUAAUGUUAAUUGGAGGUUCUGGUAAAGAAGUUAUUACUGCUGAUUCUUAAGAUUUUGAAUAAUUUUUUAUAUGAAUCUUUUAUUUACUACAAUCGAACCUCACUAUUGGAUAUCCCCCUUAUAUUAGAUAGACAACAGGGGUGUGCCAGUUUCGCAAUUGCUGGUGACCUGUUAUAUUUUCCCUGUAGUGGCUCAAAUACACUUAUUUUAUUCUUUAUUAGAAACACCAGAGGCAAGAAUUAACCGGCCGUCAACAACUCUUUAUACUGCC
Messenger RNA from Meloidogyne enterolobii, 428 nucleotides. The record is from the annotation of a GenBank genome assembly. NCBI's taxonomy places the organism in Eukaryota, Metazoa, Nematoda, Chromadorea, Rhabditida, Meloidogynidae.